AUGGACGAAAACGUCCGACUAAAGGAGCUGGACUGCACAACACUGAAGAAGCUACAGUUCGGACCAGGGCUUCAAGAUCCGUCACUUCGUAAAGUUCGUUUCAGAAUGCUCCUUCGACUAGAUAUGCAUACAGAAGAUGCGCAGUUGACUACAGAAGACUUCGAUGCUGAAUGUGAGAAUUUCACCGUAUUGAAGAUGGACAAUACAAACAUGGAAAGUACUGCAAUUCAGAAGGAUAUGUCCGCUUCCAUCCUCCAGCACUGGACAGAGGAUGCGACAGAAACCGAAAAAAGAAAGACGAUCCGACCGUUGCAAGAGAAGCCACUCGACACAGGCGCAGAUAUAAGAUUGGUAUUACGUCGAACGUGGAAGAAGCUUGGAUCCCCAGCCUUGGAACCCUGUGUCAUGCCAAUCAAGACGGCAGACGGAUUACCGAUGAAGAUGCUAGAUUUGGAUGCUGAAAUUGAUCUGCUGGUUGCCAAAGAAACUUCUCGACAGGAUAAACGAUGCGCUCCUGUUGCACUAGCACCCUUUGCUUGCCGCGGAGGACGUGUUCACGAAGCUGAAUGGGAUUCGUUGCCAGGUUGUGCCCGGACGCCUGGUACUACGUUAGGUCCACGUCAGGUCGUGAAGCGCGUGAGUCGCUCUUGCAGCCGACAUCAAUCCUUGUCCAAUGUUGUAGAUCCUGAUUCUGAUUCUUUUUCUCAAGAACUUUUGCAAGCCCGCGAACAGAUCAACUCUCUCUCUCCAUCUCUUUCCGACUCACAAGCUGCCUACGAGCAGACUGAAGCGCGAAUCACACUUCUUAUGAAAGGAGGCGAAGUGCGCGCAAGCUCUGCUUUCGACACCUCUAGGAACCUCUCAUAA
Molecule: messenger RNA, 867 nt
Organism: Necator americanus (New World hookworm)
Lineage: Eukaryota; Metazoa; Nematoda; Chromadorea; Rhabditida; Ancylostomatidae
Exons: 5
Coding region: 1-867 (288 amino acids)
Source: RefSeq, a predicted model, not a curated record